Durusdinium trenchii is the source of this 1500-nucleotide messenger RNA. Lineage: Eukaryota; Dinophyceae; Suessiales; Symbiodiniaceae. The record is from the annotation of a GenBank genome assembly.
AUGGCCAAAAAUUAUGGCAAGGGUUGUUUUGACUUUGUCCCAGAGACUUAUGUCUUGCCCGACAACUUCGAUGCAUUUCUCAAGUGUUAUCAGCGAUCACGAUGUCACUGGAUAGUGAAGCCGAACGCGUCCUCUAGAGGCAGAGGGAUUUUCAUUUUACAGGAUUUGUCAGAGCUGCCAUUGGACGAGACAGUUGUUGUAUCCCGUUACAUCGCAGAUCCGCUGUUGAUUCAAGGCUACAAAUUCGACUUGCGUGUCUACGUCUUGGUGACUUCAUACGACCCUUUGAAAGCCUACAUCUACCGUGAGGGAUUGACCCGUUUCGCUUCAGCCCCAUACAGCACCCAGGAAGACCACAUGCAGGAUGCCUUUAGGCAUCUCACAAACUAUUCAGUCAACAAGAACUCCUACACCUUUGUGGAAAACAGUGACAUGCGAGCUGACAAUGUGGGCCACAAAUGGAGUUUGUCAGCACUCAACAAGCAUUUGCGUUGCAUUGGUGUUGAUGUGAACUUGAUGUGGGUUCGAAUCAUGGAUCUCAUCGUCAAAACACUGUUGUCGGUUGAGCCAGCCAUAAGCAGCAAGACCAAACAGCUCAUUGGAAACCGAGAAAAUUGCUUCGAACUCUAUGGAUUUGAUGUCCUUGUGGAUAGUGACUUAAAGCCAUGGCUGCUGGAAGUGAACUUGAGCCCAAGCAUGCAGGCUGAACCUCCACUCGACUGGCAAAUCAAGAGCUCUCUGUUGGCGGACACUUUCAACCUUGUUGGAAUUGGCUCGAACGAGAAACCCACUCCAAAGCUUGAACGCCUGAGAGGGUCUUAUUCCCAGCCUUGGAAGCAAGCAAACAAGGAAACUCCAAAAGUGGAUAUUCCGGACAUAGAUGACAGCCAUGCGCCACUGGUUUUAAAUGCGCUUUCUGAUGCGAACUUGAAGAUGCUGACGAAGUCCAUUGGAGAACGCUCGCGAUGCCACAAUUUUGUGGUGCUCUUCCCAACGCGCGCUGCUGUGAAACGCUAUGGCAUGAUUACGGAAGCUCGAGCCCAGUCAGCACCUCGGACUGGUCUCACUGGGCUCAUGGCCAAGUUGAAUCGCUGUGUAUCGCAGUCUCAGAUGCUGGCGUCCAUACUCUAUGGUCCGUAUCCUUCGAGAUCUAUCACAGAGGUGAAAAGACUAUCUUCUAGGGAGACGUUAGACCAGCUAUUUCUUGAUGACGUGGAUGAUUGGCCGACAGAAGAACCAAUAGAACAGCGGAACCGCGUGGUGGCAGACCUGGAUACCAUUUUGCAGGCUUCAAGUCCGAUCACCUGGAAGGACAGCAAGGUUGCUGCGAAGUUAGCGAGCUUGAGCAAAUAUUCUCUCAUUCCUCCAGAGGCGAUCUCAGAGAAUGGAUGUUUGGUGGAGGAUAUGACGGCAGUUUGCCGAGAAAGCCUAGACUUUCUGGAACGUUUGGCCUGGCGAGAGGCAGACACUUCCUUGGCUGAUAUCCAUUCAGAAAGAUAG